CCCGUACAAUUUAUUGCCCAGGUAUCUACCCAUUGAACCUAUGUUCAUGGAAACCCAGGUGUAAUUCGCAUGUACGUACGUACUGGGCUGGGCUGAAACGAUACUGGCAGCGGCGCUGGAGCUCCAGAAUCCCCACACCCGACCGUCCUGACGCCAGCCCCACUAAAACACCAGCGUCACCAAUUUUCCAGUCAACACCACAUGUCGCCUGGACCUGCACGUCGUCGCGCUCAGCACCCACCCGACAAACAGCUCGUCUUCUCGCCACUUCUGCCCCUACUAUACAACCUAGAAAGGGGUUCUCGCGGCCGCCACCUACCCGCGACGCGCGGGAGUCGCCCAACAUGAUUCACCCGUCCAGACAGGCGUACGUCGAGGAGGCCAGGCCCGAGCCCGGCCUCGCGCUGGAGGAUCUGCCCGACGACCACGACUAUGACAUGCCAACGGCAGGCGGGUCCUCCGAAAAGGCCUCCGCCAUCCUGAACCAGUUCAACCGCAAGCGGCUUGCCGCCACGAUAGCCGUGCCCACCGACGAUGGCCGAGUCCGCGCGCGCCUGCGAGAGAUGGGAGAGCCUGUCACCCUGUUUGGAGAGGGUCCGGCCGAGAGGCGCGACCGAUUGCGCGAGCUCCUGACCAUCCAGGCCGAAAUGGCCAGUCUCGAGAAUGGUGACAUCACCAUGGAGGACGCGCCCGAGGAAGAGGAGGAGGCGGCAGAGGCCGAGGAAGAGUUCUACUCGAGGGGAGGCAACGACCUUCUCCAGGCCCGCAUAAAAAUUGCCGAGUUCUCGCUGCCCAGGGCGAAGCGCAGAGUCGCCUUUCUCAAAGAGGAGGCCACCAUCUCGCUGCGCACGCAGGUCAAGCAUCGGAAGCACAUCAAGGACAGGCUGGCCGCCUUUGAGCUGCAGGGAAGUCAGACCGUCGGCGAGCGGCACAUCAGCAUGACGAGAAUAUCACCCGACGGAAAGAUGGUCGCCGUCGGCAACUGGGGCGGCCAGGUCAAACUCGUCGAGCUGCCCACCCUCACUGAGAAGAUGACAUACCGCGGCCACACAAACAAGAUCAGCGGCCUCUCGUGGUUUCCCGGCGCAACUCUCCCCGAGAACAACGUCUCGCCCGACUCAGUCAACCUGGCCUCCGGCGGCGCCGAGGGCUUGGUGCAGCUGUGGUCCCUGAACAAGGACACCCCGCUGUCGACACUGCAGGGUCACUCACAAAGAGUGUGCCGCACUGAAUUUCACCCAUCGGGACGAUAUCUGGCAUCGGCAUCCGAGGAUACCUCAUGGCGCCUUUGGGACGUGGAGACUACGGCCGAGCUUCUCCUCCAAGAAGGUCACUCCCGAGGCGUCUACGCCAUCAGCUUCAACACGGACGGGUCCUUGCUCGCCAGCGCCGGCUUGGACAGUAUCGGCAGGAUAUGGGAUCUAAGAUCUGGCCGUACCGUCAUGAUCCUCGACGGACACCUAGACGGUCACAUCAAACCCAUCCACGCUCUCGACUGGAGCUCCGACGGUCACCGCGUCCUCUCGGGCUCGGCCGACGGCUGGAUCAAGUGCUGGGACGUCCGCAAGGUGCAGCGGACCGGCGGCAUCGGCGCCCACAGCAGCGCCGUCUCAGACAUGCGCUGGUUCAAGGGCAUCGACGACCCCGUAGACGGCACGCCUCCCGGUCCUGAUGAGAAGGGCGCCAGGGUCCCCAUCAAGUCCGGCACCUUCUUCGUCUCAAGCGGCUUCGACAGGAACGUCAAGAUCUUCUCGGCAGACGAUUGGACGCUCGUGCAAACCCUAAGCGGUCACACGGGACCUGUGGCCAGCGUCGACUACAGCAGGGACGGCCGCUGGAUUGUCAGCGGCGGCCAUGAUCGAACGGUGAAGCUCUGGGGCCGCAACGAUGGUGAGGCUCUAUAGAGGUGGGGCGCCCAUAAUGACAAAUGUCGUGCGCACUGCAUUGUACCAAACUGUAACAUUUUUCAGUGACGAAAUGAGAAUAAUAGAUACCCUUCCAAG
This is a messenger RNA of Purpureocillium takamizusanense, 2003 nucleotides long. RefSeq lists its product as uncharacterized. The transcript has 2 exons. The coding region runs from base 345 to 1904 and encodes 519 amino acids. NCBI's taxonomy places the organism in Eukaryota, Fungi, Ascomycota, Sordariomycetes, Hypocreales, Ophiocordycipitaceae. Gene Ontology annotation, cellular component: U4/U6 x U5 tri-snRNP complex. Gene Ontology annotation, molecular function: U6 snRNA binding; U4 snRNA binding; protein binding. The record is from RefSeq and is a predicted model, not a curated record. Gene Ontology annotation, biological process: mRNA splicing, via spliceosome.